Acaulospora colombiana is the source of this 1278-nucleotide messenger RNA. The record is from the annotation of a GenBank genome assembly. NCBI's taxonomy places the organism in Eukaryota, Fungi, Glomeromycota, Glomeromycetes, Diversisporales, Acaulosporaceae.
AUGGCAGCAUAUUUUCCUCUUCAUAGACGUCGAGUAACGCCAAUAGAACAACCUCAUGAAGCUGAGCCGCACCAAGACCGCAUCAGUGAAUCCACUAGCGGAAACCAUGAAGGAGCGAUCAACGAUACGUGGGCCGCAAAUGCUUCAAUGUUGAUAUUUCCUUCACCAUCAUCAUCCUUGCCACCUACACCCGCAUCUUCCAAUGCAGCCAUUCCGCUCAGUGUUGGAUCUGCCUCAUUGUCAAACCUCUCCCUUCCAACAUCCAUGAGCUUGGGCAGCCCUAUUGAUACAGAUAUCAGUGAUUCAUCACCCGUAUCUUCUCGAAGGAUGCGCCUACGAAUGCCCCGUACCCAAGCACACCGUGAUCAUCGGCAUGCAUCCAUGGUGCAUCCUUUCCCAAGCAGAUUCAGUCCAACUGCUUCAUCACAGGAGAUUGUUUCCCCUCUUAACGGACUGCAAGUCGAGCUCGAAAGCUCUAGUGAGGCUUCCGACACCGGUAUUGACAUCGAGGUGUGGGAGUGGUCAUCAAUUCAAAGCUCCUCAGAGGAGCUUCCAAUGCGGAGAACAGCAAGACAAGAACCGUUAUUGCGUUCUCUGCCAGAUACCGGGUUUAACUACAUCUACCGAGAUGGGUGGCUCGAACACACACGUGGUCGUACGAUAUCACAAUUCACUCAAGUAUCAAAUAACUCUGCUCUAUCCUAUUUCAGUCACUCGACUGAUACUUCAAGCAAUCGGUCUGUGCCACCAACACCUAUUCACUUUCCAUUUCUCUCCAUCAUCAAGCGCAUAUUUACUCUCGACUCCGAAACUGUCUUGUUACUUGGAGUGCUUGGUCAUGCCAGUGGAGCUGAAGCAGACCUUUUCCUUAGUUCCCCAUAUGACCUCCCCGAACUCGCAUCUUCCAGUGAAGGAGAACCGGAAGUUGUGGAAACAAUCGAUUCAACUGUUACCCUUCUUACACAAGCACAAGAAGGUUCACCAAGGGCAGCUUUGAUAUCCCUAAGAAGAGGCCUAACAGCAAACAUAGAGGAAGACCCUUCCUUUACAACAGAUAGCACCCUUGCACUCCUUCCGACCCUACCUCUUCAAGUUAUCCAGAAUAUCCUCUGGGCACCCAUCUCCGUAACGUCCUCUAUCACAUCCAACACUCUCAAUACAACAUCUCAAGUAAUGAAGAAAUCGACUAGUAUGAUGGGUGACGCACUUCAUAUCGCAUUUAAGCCUGCAUUAUCUGCUAUCGACAAUUGGUCCGAAGAAUUGGUGGAUGAUCCUUAG